Messenger RNA from Psilocybe cubensis, 2151 nucleotides. RefSeq lists its product as uncharacterized. Gene Ontology annotation, molecular function: gamma-tubulin binding; microtubule minus-end binding. The transcript is spliced from 12 exons. The record is from RefSeq and is a predicted model, not a curated record. Gene Ontology annotation, cellular component: centrosome; equatorial microtubule organizing center; spindle pole. Lineage: Eukaryota; Fungi; Basidiomycota; Agaricomycetes; Agaricales; Agrocybaceae. Gene Ontology annotation, biological process: spindle assembly; meiotic cell cycle; cytoplasmic microtubule organization. The coding region runs from base 1 to 2151 and encodes 716 amino acids.
AUGCCUGCUCUACAUCGUGAAGAAACGAUGUAUUCCACUGCCUCGCGUCUUCGCGAAUUCCGCAUACAGAGAGGGAUAUCAUUCUUAAGCGAGCAUUUGCUGGUUAGAGAUACGUUAUUUUUAAUGCAAGGAAUUUCGGGAAAAUAUGUGCGCUUUGCCUCAUCGAAGGAUGACGAAAAGACUCUGGUCUUUUCGUCAGACUCCAACAUAGCACCACCAACACAAGCACUCAUACAUCGACUUGCUGAACUUGGCUAUCUAUACAGCCGGGUUGAAAGAUUCAUACAGGAGCGGGAACGAACUUCCGGCGUUGGCAUGAUUGAGCAAAGCCUUUGUCACUAUAUGCAAGCCCAACUCACUGAAUAUUACCGUUUGAUAGCGGUGUUGGAAACUCAGCUCUCCUCAUUCCACAAAGAGGGUCAGAAAGCCCAGGAAACGGCAGAAAAUUUGGAGACUGGCCUUUCACUACGAAGGCUUGAUGUCUGGGUGAACGAAUGGCGACUUAGAAUGAGAAUGAUGAGUGUAUGCGUUGAAGGGGCUCGAGGGGCUCAUGGAGGCGCCUUGGUUAAUCUGAUUCAUAGCUACACUGAAAAUGGGGACCCCUUUGUUAGGAAGUUUACCGAUGAGCUCCUUGAAGAGGUGUCUCGACCCUUCUUCGCUACAUUGCAUAAAUGGCUAUUUUCUGGAGAGUUGUAUGACCCGUUUGAAGAAUUUUUUGUUAGCGCAGAUUCUAGCCUUGGGCACAUACCUUAUGUUCACCCGUCUUCAUUGUUGGGCGGAAUAAGUCAGUUCCCGAAUGACAACGUUUUUGGGGGGCUUAAUGCAGACAACGACGAUCUAUCUGGUGUAAGGGAGAGCGGCCAAAAACUUUGGGAAACGAAAUAUCGGUUCCGAAAGGACAUGCUCCCAUCGUUUGUUGGAGAACCUUUUGGAAGAAAAAUUUUUUCAACUGGAAAAAGUUUGAAUUUUAUUCGAUACAGCUGCUUGGACAGUGAUUGGGUAGUUACACGAGAAAAAAUGAGCAAUACUGGCGACACUUUGCAGUACGGUGACAUCAAUGGUCUCGAGAGAUCGAUUGAUACUGCGUACCAGAUGGCUAGCCAUCGCUUGUUUGAAGUAUUCAUCGAAAAAUUCAAACUAUUAGAACAUCUCUCGGCUUUGAAGAGCUAUUUGCUUCUUGGACAUGGCGAUUUUGCAGAUCAAUUGAUGGAAACUCUCGGCCCAAGUCUGGCUCGCCCUGCCAAUGCGCUUUACAGACACAAUUUGACAGCGAAUUUGGAAACGGCUAUCCGCUCUUCCAAUGCCCAACAAGAUCCAGUGGAUGUGCUGCGACGAUUAGACGCUCGGAUGCUCGAGUAUUCUCAUGGGGAAAUAGGGUGGGAUGUUUUUACCCUGGAGUACAAAGUCAGUCCACCAAUCGACACAGUAUUAGACCAAGAGGCGAUGGAGAAAUACCUUAAACUGUUUAAGCACCUAUGGCAAAUGAAAAGAAUAGAAAAGGCACUUGACAGAGGCUGGAUGAGAAUAACAGGAGGUGCAAAAUUCUUUGUCCGUUUGCCUGAUUUGGCAUUCGAUUGGCAUAAAAUUCGAAUUGUCAUGACUGAGAUGAUUCAUUUUAUCAGACAGCUAGAGGCCUAUUGUCGUCUUGAAGUCAUUGAAUGUUCGUGGAAGGUUCUCAUUGACUUUUUAAACAAGAAACAAGGGGAUCUCGACGCCUUGAUUGACGCUCAUCGGAACUACCUUGAUCGGACAACGAAAAAAAUACUUCUAUGGCAUCCGAAACCUGGCAAGGAGGAUAUGCUUUUGCGCCAAUUGAUAGAAAUAUUCGCGUUUAUUUUACAGUUCCGAGAGGCUACGGACAAUUUUUACAACUAUUGCUUAUCAGAAUCCGCUCGCAGAGAUCAACGAUUGGAUGAAGAGCGCGGCGUUUACACGGGGAACAAUGAAGAUCGAGUUUCGGACCCAUCGGGAAUAAUAAACCGUAUAAAAGAUUACGGUUCUGGAUUCUCUGAAAGAGUUCAAACUUUAGUCCAGCAGCUCCAAAUACACCCCGACCUAGAUUGCCGUUUCCUCGCCAUCCGUCUCUCCUUUUCCGACUAUUACCGAUUAAAGAAAGACCAACAAUCUGCACAAUUGAAGGCCAAUACAUAA